CAGACUUUUUUUUUCCUACACCCUUUCGCCGAAGAAGGUCGAGAGGCCCACCGGGGGGGAGAGAGAGAGAGACAGAGAGAGAUUCGAAAGCAAGCUCGGACGAGAGAGAGGCGUCGCGAUGUCGGCGGAGACGGAGAAGAGCGCCGCCGCCCCCGCGCCUUUGCGGUGUCAGCGCAUAGGCUGCGACGCCAUAUUCACCAGCGACGACAACCCUGACGGCUCCUGCCACUAUCACCCCUCCGGUCCUAUGUUUCAUGAUGGCAUGAAAGAAUGGAGCUGUUGCAAGCAAAGAAGCCAUGAUUUUAGCUUAUUUUUGGCUAUUCCUGGCUGUGCCACAGGGAAGCAUACAACUGAAAAAGCUGUCUCUCUUAACACCCCGAAGGCAGCUCCUCCAAAGGCAGCUCCAAUCCAGUCUACUAAGCAGGGUGUGGAAACUCAGGCUUGCUCAAGGUGCCGUCAAGGUUUCUUCUGCUCUGACCAUGGAUCACAACCCAAGGCACAAAACCCAGUUGCUGUCAAUUGUACAAAUGUGGAACCUGUUGAGAAAUGCUCGGUUCCACUUCCACAGCCCAAGAAAAAGGUUGAUUUGAAUGAACCAAGGAUUUGUAAGAAUAAAGGAUGUGGCAAAACCUACAAGGAGAAGGAUAACCAUGAUGUUGCAUGUGAAUACCAUCCAGGUCCUGCUGUUUUUCAUGACAGGAGGAGAGGGUGGAAAUGUUGUGAUAUUCAUGUCAAGGAGUUUGACGAAUUUAUGGAGAUACCUCCAUGCACAAAGGGGUGGCACAACGCUGAUGCGGUGUGAAUUCACACCAUGAUCCUUUAAGAUCCUGUCAAGCAUAAGGCUCUUUGUUAUUGUAGCUCCAGUGCAUAAGAUUAACAUCGUGCCAAAUCUUCUGGAGAACUUUGCUUGGAAGUUUGUCAGAUCAUUGAGAAUGGACUGCUUGAGUGUGCUGUGGAGUAAUGGCCUCGAAAUAUCAUGUGGUGUUUCAUGUAAUCUGGAAUUGGAACUUGAAACCAUAUGUUGAGACACGAUUUAAUUGUUCCAAAAGAUAAUUGAUUAUAAUUGGAUUUUCAGUUUGAAGUUAAA
Brachypodium distachyon (stiff brome) is the source of this 1087-nucleotide messenger RNA. RefSeq names its product cysteine and histidine-rich domain-containing protein RAR1. The transcript is spliced from 6 exons. NCBI's taxonomy places the organism in Eukaryota, Viridiplantae, Streptophyta, Magnoliopsida, Poales, Poaceae. The coding region runs from base 119 to 802 and encodes 227 amino acids. Gene Ontology annotation, molecular function: Hsp90 protein binding. The record is from RefSeq and is a predicted model, not a curated record. Gene Ontology annotation, cellular component: nucleus; cytoplasm. Gene Ontology annotation, biological process: defense response to bacterium; defense response to fungus.